GAUCGCUGCAGCCGCAGCACCAUAAACGAGGUGCCAGGGCAGCACAGCCAGGCGGGAGGUUUGAUCCUCGUGCGUUUCGCCUAGAACGUUAUUGAUGAAUAAGAGCAAGCUUGACAAUUUGAGCACUCUCUUCUGGUUUUUUAAGCUUUCAUACCAACCCGCACGCCUUCAGCACGAUUGCUUUAUUAUUAUUUAUAAAUAUUAGAAGCAUAGAACCCAAAAACGCACACCGAUAAGAGAAGCAAAGAAAAAAAGAAUGGCAACGACUGUAGCUACUACCACUACUACUGCAGCGGGGCGCAGAGCAACCUCACCGCCGCCCCCUCCAACUCACCCCGCAGAUGAGAAUCUCACGAGCAGCGCCGCGUUACUUGCAGAACUUCUUCGUGGGGCUGGACCGACGUCCCACUCUCACUCCCCCGCUGCCGCUGCUGCCGCGACCAGUACUAAUCGAUGCCCGCUCUUCCCUACCGAGUCGGAAGACUACUACUGCCUCAGCUGCUACGCACGGUGCAGUGGCCUGUCUCUACUCGUGGGGCCGCACACCAACCACGACUACCUACCCUUCCAAGACGCGCUCCUGUACAUGCCCGCAGCGCUGCUACGCGAGACCCAGGAAGUGGUACGGGAGUCGGAAGAAAGCUUUGCAAAGCCGUGGCGCGCGCAGGAUCAGCAGCGAGAAGAGACGCUGGCCUAUCUUCUCCACCUCCGCCAGAGCAAAGUGGCUGCUGUGGCGCGGCUGAUGGAGGAGAUCCAGCAGGUGGAUCAGCAGCUGCUGCACGUGACGGAGGCGAAAGCAGUGAACCUGAGCAACUGGCGCUAUCAGCAGCGUGCCCUGCGGCGAAAAAUGGAGAAGCUGAAGUCUGGUGCGGACACGUUGUGGGCCUCGCUGACAGCGGAUGUACAGGCACCGUCAUCGCGCCCCACACGCGUCGCAGCAGCGGCGACAGCAGCGCCGUCCUGGCAACACAGUCAGCAAGUCGCGCAGAAGGAGUUAGCCCAGGUACAAGGUCUCCUCCAACAGCAGCUGCGACAGCUAGAAAUAGAUGAGGCAGCCGCACUCGACCAGCUCCAAACGUGGCACGGCUUACUGAACGCCGUUCCGCAAGGCUGCAAUGGGGAAACGGAGAAGCUGCCGCCCCACCACUCUCCUGUUCGAGCGCACUCUACGCAGCCCACAUCGCCAGCUCCGCCCUCUCCCUCCUCCUCCGCGGUGCCAGGCGCUCUCGUUUGCAGCGCAGUCGAACCGCCGGCCCUGCACCCCUCCAACGCGGAGGUGGUGCUCCUGCAGCACGCUCUUCGCAGCGUCAACGACGGGCUGCGUCACCGCCUCCUUCGUGCGGCAGCGGCGUCCCUCGCCUCCUCCUCCGCCUCUUCUUCGAGCUCGCGGUUGCCGUCCAGUAGUCGGGAGGGCACCAGCUGCAGCUACUUCCCUUAUACGCCGGUGUUAGCCGCGGAGAUGAUCAGCUCAGGCCUCUCUCCGCUACCCGGCGAGACGCCACUGCGGGAGCAGGUGGCGGUCGCCGCCCUCUCCCACCCACCGCUCACGCCUGAAGCGACAAAGCCAGCAGCAACGGGAGAAGGAAAGCGCCCGGCAGCCGCGCUGAAGUCGCCGCCGCGUCGACCGCGUUCCCCUACGAGUGGGUCGGCACCCAGCGGGGUGGAUUUGCAGGCGGAGGAGGAGGAGAAGGACGGGCACGCACAACAGGCACGAUGGCAGUCUUGGCAGGCACAGGAGCAGGCCUUGAAGGCGUCUCUCAACCAACUGCUGCAGAGUGCCGCGGCCUCCGUGGAAAACAGCGCGAGAACGCCUCCUUCCUCAUCUCUGUCGGGCUCCUCGAACGAGAAGAGCCGAGGUGCGGCGUACGGCGCUGCAAUGCUGCGCUGA
This is a messenger RNA of Leptomonas pyrrhocoris, 1888 nucleotides long. RefSeq lists its product as hypothetical. The transcript has a single exon. The record is from RefSeq and is a predicted model, not a curated record. Lineage: Eukaryota; Euglenozoa; Kinetoplastea; Trypanosomatida; Trypanosomatidae. The coding region runs from base 257 to 1888 and encodes 543 amino acids.